AUGGGUCCCGUUUGGCUUCUUCUUCUUCUUCUUCUUCUGCUCCCGUCCCUCCUCGGAGCGCAGGUGACUCCGGGCUUCACGCCGGGAGUCCCGGCGGACAACAGCACGGACUCUUUGACCAACAGCACGGGGACCUCCACCUCCCCCACCUCCCCCACCUCCCCCUCCAGCCCUGUCGGGCCCACAGAUCCGUCUGGAGCUCCCACGCAGGAGGAAGAUGACUGGUCCCCAGCGGAGACCUUCCUGUACACCAGAGACCCGCUGGCGCUGGAGGCCGCGCGCUGCUCGCGUGCGUACAGCCCGCCGGGUCUGUCCGGGUCGCCGCCCGGCAGCUUCGGCGCCGCCCUCCGGCCGGCUCUGGACGCGCUGGCCAACACGGCCAACUUCCUCAACAUGAUCUUCCAGGCCAGUGACCUGCGGGAGAGCACCGUGCGGGAGGACAUGGAGUGGUACCACGCCCUGGUCCGCGCCCUCCUGGAGGCCGACCUGCUCAUCCGGCGGGCCCUGCUCACCUUCGACGCCGACCCGACGUCCCCGGCGCCGCAGCUGGUGCUCUGCGCCUCCCGCAACCCGACGGCCAAGGUGCAAACCAUCAUCCUCCAGGACUUGUCCAAGGCCUGGGGGAGCCUGCACCCGCCGGCCCCCGCCCCCGACGACAGCUGGUUCCGGAGCUUUAAAUUCCCGGAGUCCAAAAAGCCGACGGCGGCCCUGUCCAAGCGGGUGCUCCUCAACGACCUCAGCACCUUGGACACGCCCAAGUGGAGGCAGGGCGACAGCUACGUGACCAAUCACAGCGGGGUGCGCUGGGGCCACGCCCCCUUCCUCGACUGCGAUGACGGACUCUUCGUUUCCGACUGGAUGCUCACCCUGUCCACGUCCUUCUACGGCCUCAAGCCCGACCUCACGCCAGAGUUCAGAGGUGUGAUCCGCGUGGACGUCAACAUUCAAGACAUCGACCUGGACCAGUGUGCAACAGGAGACGGCUGGUUUGCCGACACUCACCAGUGCAACCGCACCAGCAUGGAGUGCGUCCCGAGUCCAGGCCAGGGCUUUCAACUGGGUCAGUACUGCUGCCGCUGCAAAGAGGGUUACUACGACCCAGAGGGGGCCCCUGGAGAUCCAGGUGUGGAUGCAGAUGGCGGCGGCGCGAACAGGAGCGACGGCGGCGGCACGUGUUACCCCGACUCGCCCAUCUGUCUGCCGUGCUGGCCGGGCUGCGCCAGCUGCCAGGACGGCGCCCCCUGCUGGGUGCAGGAGGCCUGGCUCCUCAGGGGCGGCGUGCUGGCCGCCCAGGGCGUCUUCAUGCUCCUCAUCUUCGUCAGCAUGCUGGUGGCCUACAGGCAUCGUCGCAACCGGAGGAUCCGGGCGUCCGGCCUCUUGUUGCUGGAGACCAUCUUGUUCGGCUCUCUGCUGCUCUACUUCCCGGUGUUCAUCAUGUACUUCAAGCCGAGCACCUUCAGGUGUAUUCUGCUCCGCUGGGUCCGAAUGCUCGGCUUCUCCAUCGUCUACGGGACGGUCACUCUGAAAAUGUACAGGGUCCUGAAGGUGUUCCUCUCGCGCACGGCCCAGAGAGUGCCCUACAUGUCCAGCCUGCACUUGCUGAGGAUUCUGGGAGUGAUGCUGAUGACGGUCAGCUGGUUCCUGUGCGCGUGGACGGUCGGCGUCCUGCAGAACCGCGACAGGAACAUCCCGGUGUUCGUCACAAGCACCACGGCGGACGGCCAGGGGUUCAACCUGUGUUACCUGGACCGCUGGGACUACAUGAUGGCUGUGGCCGAGCUUCUGUUCCUGUGCUGGGGGAGCUCCCUGUGGACCGCCGUCAGGCCGGUUCCCUCGGCCUUCCACGAGCCUCGCUACAUGGGCAUCGCCAUCCACAACGAGCUGCUGCUCUCCUCCAUGUUUCAUCUGUUCAGGUUCACGUUUCCCUCUCUCCAUCCUGAUUGGAUGUUGCUGCUCUCCUUCACGCACACCCAUGUGACCAUCACCGUGACACUCGCCCUGCUCUUCCUUCCCAAGUUUCUGUAUGUGUCUAAGCCGAGGAGAGAGGAGAUCGCAGCGGAGGUGUAUGAAGAUGAAGUGGACCUGCGGCGCUCCGGCUCGUACCUCAACAGCAGUUUUUACUCCGGUUGGAGUGAACACAGUGGAGUGGACCCGGAUGACUUUCGGGAUGAACUGAGGAAGUUAUAUGCCCAGUUAGAAGUCCACAAGACCAAGAAGAUGACUGCAAACAACCCCCAUCUGUCAAAGAAGCGAAGUUCUCGAUGUGCGUUGGGGAGAUCCAUUAUUAGACGCAUUGCGGAGAUCCCGGAAAGCAUGAGCCGGCAGUGCAGCCGCGAGGACAAAGAUGGAUCCUUCCACAGUAGGAUCAGUGUGAAUCAAUCAGAGUCCUUCUGGAGGACCCCGGAUACUGUCAGUAUCCACUACAAAAGUUCCAUGAAAUCACCAUCACCAUCCAUGCGCAAGUCCCAAAGUGAUCAUCACUACAUCAGGGAAAGAGACCCUUCCUUGCGCGACUCCAUGUUAAAGGCCAACACGGUGAAGAGAUCUUCCCGGCGAUCUGAGACGGACUCCUUGGAUAUCCCACCAGGAGUUUGCAAGUCAGCCAGCGCCCAAAAUCUGUCAAUUAAUACCAAUCUCCUGCAUCCUGAUCACACCAGGCUUCAUAAGUCCUGGAGUCUAACCUCCACGACCACCCAUUCUAUGGAGAACAUAGCGAAGAUCACCAGAGCUUGCACAGUGCUGACAAGGUCCCGGCAGAGCCUUUCCAUUAGUGAGCAGACCAGGAGUGCUCUCCAGUCAGAGUCAUUUAGCAAGACUGAGGUCUGUCCUUGGGAGGUGGAACAAGAACAAUCAGGGGACAAGAACCAGAAACAUGUCACCUACGAGGAUAGGUCGGACAAAGGGCCAACAUCUCCAGAAGUGCUUGUCUGUCCCUGGGACCAUUUUCCACCCGAAGAAAAGAGCCCUUCAGAGGAUAGGGGAACAGGUGGAACGGACUCCCCCAAACCACAGGCCAGUGUGUCUGCAAGUGCACCAGGCACUCCGAGACCAAAGGUCACAAAAGAUCAACGUGUCUUCUCCUUCCGCAACACCAGCAGUAAGUGGCUCUCUGUAAAAAACGUCAUUGGAUCCUUUGAUGCCGGAAGCAGGUCCAGUAAGGACGGGAGUUUGUAUAAAGAGGAUUCCGUUUCACAAAAGAGUCAGGAAAGCAUUUCCACAACGCCGAGAUGGGGAACAUCUAGUCGACGUCCCAGCAUGGAAAAGAGGUCACUGCAGAAAAGAAGUAUGACGACAGGGGAAAAACCAUAUCUCGUGAAACAGAACGCCAUCAGACUUUCUUCUGCGGAUUCUUCAGACAGAAGCCCACGAAAGCUAGCGAUCGGAAAAUCCGCCGUCUACCCUUGGGACAUGGAUGAUAUGCCAAAAGAAGGCACUUACGAAAAUGUGUUUUUAUCGAGGCAGAACAGCAAACGUAGUAGUAUUAGUUCUUGGGAAACUGCUAGCAGUUGUAGAACUCCUUCAACUCACAGAAGAGGAAGUAAUCGAAUUACACCAGUCCGCAAUUCUCCCUACACAGAUAUGUGUCCAUGGGAUGGAGCUUCCCAGGAAGGAGAGGGCUUUAAGAAGCAGCAGAGCAUUAAAGCAGACGUCUGCCCUUGGGACUCGCUGGUAUCUCAACCAUCUAACGUGUGUCCGUGGGAAUCUCAAGAGCAAGGGAAUGCAAGCAGGCGAGGAAGUGUUCGUAGCGAUGCAUGUCCUUGGGAAUUGCAGGAUAUUCCAGUUAUUUAUUAUACUAACACGUCCAGAGAUUCACAGGGACAACAGUCUUUGAAACGUCCAGCAAAUAUAUGUCCCUGGGAGACUGCAGAAGGUCCUCCAUCUUCAGUGAGGGAAGAUAAUGAAUAUGUUAAUGUUUGUCCCUGGGAUGUUCAGGACAGAGCUGAAGUUGUAUAUGAAAACUUUAAUCCCUCGGAGACCAAGGGAACGCUGUCGGUGCCUCUUCACCAAGAAAUUAUGAAACCUGCCAUCUAUCCCGGUGCGUCAAAAGAAACGUUAAGUAAUGAGCAGCAACACCAAGCAAAAUCCCCUGUCCUGGAUUUGGGUAGACACAUGUCCAUGGUAGCAGAAAGUUGUCCAUGGGAUUUCCCUGACCCCCCUAAAACCAUGGGGGACAUUUGUCCAUGGGAUGAGGGGAACACCGAUCCAACAGAUACAGGCUCAAUGACACAAAUGACUAUCAAAGUAGAUAUUUGUCCCUGGGAGACUGGACAUCAAGACAAACCAGCAGACUCAGGUAUCUCACCUUUGAGAGCUGCUUCUGUACAGACUGAUGGGAACUACAGCACAAGAGUAAACGUAUGUCCCUGGGAAACUGACCCCCCGGAUAAAACUGGAGCUACCGGGAUGGUGUCACAAGGACUGGAAAGGCCAGCAGAUGUUUGUCCGUGGGAUAGUGGCGAACCAGAAACAGGAAAUCCACAGACCCCCAAAACAUCUGAGAGUCAUGUAAGGCAAGACACAGAUUGCACAGCGGCAGUCAAAACGGAAGAAUCAAAAGCAUCAGGGAAACUACAAAGACAAGGAAAUUCCCAGGAAGGUGUUUGUCCGUGGGAGACAGGGGAACCAAAGGUUCUCCAAAAGCAAGAUAGUACACAGGAAGAUGUUUGCCCGUGGGAGACAGGGGAACCAAAGGUUCUCCAAAAGCAAGAUAGUACACAGGAAGAUGUUUGCCCGUGGGAGACAGGGGAACCAAAGGUUCUCCAAAAGCAAGAUAGUACAAGGGAAGAUGUUUGUCCGUGGGAGACAGGGGAACCAAAGGUUCUCCAAAAGCAAGAUAGUACACGGGAAGAUGUUUGCCCGUGGGAGACAGGGGAACCGAAGGUUCUCCAAAAGCAAGAUAGUACUCGGGAAGAUGUUUGUCCGUGGGAGACAGGGGAACCAGAAGUUGUCAAAAAGCAAGACACCACUGGAGGGGAUGUUUGUCCGUGGGAGUCUCAGGAUCCACAAACCUCAAACGAAAGCAAAGUUGAUAUUCCCAAAAGUGACCAAGAUUACGUCACAGAGAACCAGGGGCCAGAAGAGGCAGAUAUGAGCACAGAGCAGAUCGAUGAGAUGAAAGAAAACUUAGCCCUGGGCCGGCGUGAUGCUUUGUGUCCCUGGCAGAUGGAGAGGAGCCGGUCGGGGUCGUUCACAGACAACGCCUCGGACGUCUUCACGUGGGAGCCCGAGAACAUUCCAGAGGAAGACGAGGAGGACGAUGCAGAAUGUGCCGCCGAGGCUUUCGUAUUCCCAUCUGACUUGUGA
This is a messenger RNA of Cyclopterus lumpus (lumpfish), 5304 nucleotides long. Its product is annotated as probable G-protein coupled receptor 179. Gene Ontology annotation, biological process: G protein-coupled receptor signaling pathway. The transcript is spliced from 11 exons. Lineage: Eukaryota; Metazoa; Chordata; Actinopteri; Perciformes; Cyclopteridae. The record is from RefSeq and is a predicted model, not a curated record. The coding region runs from base 1 to 5304 and encodes 1767 amino acids. Gene Ontology annotation, molecular function: G protein-coupled receptor activity. Gene Ontology annotation, cellular component: membrane.